Molecule: messenger RNA, 1551 nt
Organism: Mucor mucedo
Lineage: Eukaryota; Fungi; Mucoromycota; Mucoromycetes; Mucorales; Mucoraceae
Exons: 6
Coding region: 1-1551 (516 amino acids)
Source: RefSeq, a predicted model, not a curated record
AUGUCCCUCGAUGAACCUCUAAUUAAGCUUUCCAUGCCAGAAUGGUCGCAUGAGCAGAAACUAGCAGUUGCCAGAGUGUCAGCACAGGCAUUAACACAAAGCGCGCCUAUUCUCGGAGAAAGUUGGUCUUGCCAAUGGUGGGAAGACGUGAUCACCUAUUUAAGCGUGUCGCAACAAGAGCUUGAAUCACGGGUGCUUCACUCUCAACAAGCUGUUGAAAUCUUGUCAACGGAGAGUCGAGAUAUCCGUAUUGAAGUACUUAUAGAUAUUUUAGCUCUUGCUCUUCAAAUAAACAAUGAAAAAAAAGGAAAGGUCAUGUUGUAUGAUGCAAGAUCAAGAAGAUUCCUGGUUCAUUUAGAGAAACUUAUGGACCUGUCUCGUGGUGACUUGGCUUCUGUCGAAAAAAGUAUUUCUCAGCAAAUGUAUUAUGCUCUUUUGGAGACAAAAGAAGUUGAGGACGAGUCUACUAUGCAACAGAAUAUGGAUAUAUCGGCGAGGAAAGCUAUCACUGAUACCAACAAGAAGAAAAGCACCUUUAAAUGGCUCGCUACAGGCGCUGGUAUUAUUGGCGGUGGCGCACUUAUCGCUUUGACAGGUGGUCUAGCGGCACCACUAUUGGCUCCCUUAUUAGUUGGCGUUACGGGAGCUACUUUUUUUGCCACGGCUGGUGGUGUUGCAUUAGUCACCAGUCUAUUUGGUCUAACCGGUGGUGGUUUAGCAGGCUGGAAAAUGCACAGACGUAUGAGAGGCAUUGAAGAGUUUGAAUUUAAACAGAUUUUAAAUGAUCCAGAUUUACCUCCCGUACCUGCACUUCAUUGCACUAUCUGUAUUUCGGGCUUUCUUUUGGAGUCAAAGCAAGAGACUAGGACACCUUGGGAGCAUGCAUUUGAAAGAAACAGAAACCACAAUGAUAUAUUUUGCUUGGAAUAUGAAACCGACACUCUUUUAGAACUUGGGUAUUCUUUCAGAAAAUUUGUCAGAGAUUCUGCAGUGAACUAUGCAGGCAUGGAAGUAGCAAAGGCAACUGUACUCAGUGCAUUUUUUGCUGCUGUCGUUUUACCUGCAACCCUUUUAAAGUUUGCUGAUGUCAUUGAUAACCCUUGGCAUCUGGCGGUUGAUCGAUCAAAGAAAGCAGGUGUUGUAUUGGCUGAUGUAUUAGAAGAGAGAGUUCAAGGAAACAGACCAUGUAAUCUGGUUGCAUACAGCUGCGGAUGUCUUGUUAUUUGGCAUUGCUUAAAAGAGUUGGAUAGAAGAGGAUUACAUGGACUUGUGUACAAUGUGGUAUUUAUGGGAGCUCCUAUCUCUACCGAGGAUACUUCGGAAUGGCAUAAAGCUGCGAGCGUAGUUUCUGGUCGAUUCGUUAAUUGUUACACACCAAACGAUUGGGUGUUGGCAUAUGUUUACCGUUUACUUUCUUUAGAGACAAGUGUUGCAGGUCUAGAACCUGUCAAAAAUGUCAAAAGAAUUGAAAAUAUGGAAGUAGAGUUGGAAGGUCAUACGAAAUACCCAUAUACCAUAAAGGAGAUUAUGGAUCAAAUUCAACUCGAGUAA